UUUCCCAACAUGCCUUUGCACUGAAAUCUGCACAAACCCUCAGUUUCCUCAGCACAGGAAAUGUCCCAUCAGCCCCAGGUUUAAAUCAGAGGGCCUCAAUUAGAGAAACCGCUCUCACCUGCUGCCUCCCAGCAGAGUUCCUAUUUUUAAGUCAAAGACAUCUGAGUGUCCUUUUUGGUUUUUAGUUGUAGCGAGCAUAAUGGUGCUGAGUUUUAUGAUGUGGUUUCUGGUUUUCUGUUGCGUGUCAGCAGUUGCAGGUGUUCCUGUUGAGAUAAAGAAUGGAGCGGCUUCCUCUGCCUCAGGUAACGCUACCACAGUUGAUGCUGUUCUCCAGCUGAAUGCAACUGGGACCAAAGUUGGUGGCAGCUCUUCAAACACCACCCAGAAUGAAACUACCACUUCCCCAGCAUCCAAGCAUCCCGUCUUAAAUGAAAGUGCAGAAACCUUAGCAGACUUGCAUGGCUAUCUGGGGCUAGAUGAAGGAGAUAUUUUGUUGGCACAGGACAGAAACGCUGUGGACUCGGUGUGGUCAGGUGGCGUAAUCCCUUACGUAAUCAGCCCAGAACUCGCUCACCGAGGGUCUGAGAUCCAGGCGGCCUUCAGGAUGAUCUCGGGGUCGACGUGCAUUCGCUUUCAGCCGCACGCCGCUGAGUUCAACUACCUGGAAAUCAAAGAUGGCAACGGCUGUGCGUCGUUUAUUGGCUGCCGGGGGGGGUCCCAGCCGGUGUAUUUUUCUGAGUCCUGCUCGGCGGGGAACCUGGCCCACGAACUGCUGCACGCUUUGGGUUUGUACCACGAACACACCAGGAAGGACCGCGACGACUACGUCACCGUCAACUGGCCCCACAUCAGCCCAAUGAAGAAUGGAAACACCCUCAACUCGCCCUACGACUUUGGCUCCAUCUUGCACUACGGGCCGGCUUAUUUCAGCGUGGACGGAGGCCAAACUCUGGAGCCCAAACAGAGCGGCGUGCAGAUCGGUCAGAGAAAAGGUCUGAGCCAGCUGGACAUCCAGAAGCUGAACAUCCUCUACAACUGUGAUAAAGGUGAUUGUUCGGCUCUGGCCGGUCAGUAUGAUGAUGACCUGAGGGCCGGUGGCCCGAUGCCAGGACGCCGCCCCUCCAGGUUCCCGAUUCUGCUCCUGCCUCUGGAUAACGGCCUGAUGCUUCCCGGCUCAGCUGCUCUGGGAAGCAGACUGGGAAGCAGACGGGAAGCAGAUUGGGAAGGAGGGCCGGGAAGCAGGAUUGGGAUUCAAGUCGGGAAGCAGGUCGGGAAGCAGACUUGGAAUCAGACAGGGAUUCAGGGAAGCAGAGCCGGGAAGCAGGGUGGGAAGCAGUGA
Messenger RNA from Menidia menidia (Atlantic silverside), 1339 nucleotides. The record is from the annotation of a GenBank genome assembly. Lineage: Eukaryota; Metazoa; Chordata; Actinopteri; Atheriniformes; Atherinopsidae.